CGUCAUCAUCGUUCCUUCCCUCCUCUUGACCCCCGCAAGGAAAAUCUUUCCCUCCUUUUCCUUAGGGUUUCUCUCCCGUUUUCUCCUCCUCAAUUCUCUCUCUCCCCGUCGAUCUCUCCCGCUUCAUCCGCCCGCCGAUCGAGCGGCGCGCCCCCCCCAACCCCCACCCCAAUCAUGACCAAGGACGGCGGCGCCGAAGGCCUCGACCUGACCGAGUCCUUGCUCCGCUCCGAUCUCCCCGCCGCCGCCGCCGCUCUGACCCCAGAAGAUCGCAAAGGUCUUGUCACUGAGCUCAAGAACAAGCUGCAGAGCUUGGCCGGGCAGCAUUCAGAUGUGCUAGAGAGUCUUUCCCCUAAUGUUAGGAAGCGCGUGGAGGCUCUAAAAGAAAUUCAGAGCCAUCAUGAUGAGCUGGAGGCUAAAUUUUUCGAGGAGAGGGCAGCAUUGGAAGCUAAAUACCAGAAGUUGUACGAACCCCUAUAUACAAAGAGAUAUGAAAUUGUCAAUGGAAUUGUUGAAGUUGAUGGAGUAGUAAAGGAAGCUUCUGCGGCAGUAGAAGAGGACAAAUCUUCUGAAGAGAAAGGUGUGCCAAACUUCUGGCUCACUGCAAUGAAGACCAAUGAAAUUCUGGCAGAAGAGAUAUCUGAACGGGAUGAGGGGGCACUGAAGUAUUUACAAGAUAUUAAGUGGUCUAGGAUCGAUAAACCUAAGGGCUUUAAGCUCGAGUUCUUCUUUGAUGCUAACCCAUACUUCAAGAAUUCGGUGCUUACGAAAACAUAUCACAUGAUCGAUGAUGACGACGAACCUAUUCUUGAGAAAGCUAUUGGGACAGAGAUUGAGUGGUACCCAGGGAAAUGCUUGACCGAGAAGCUGCUGAAGAAGAAGCCGCGAAAGGGAUCAAAAAAUGCCAAACCCAUUACAAAAAUUGAAAAAUGCGAAAGCUUCUUUAAUUUUUUCAAUCCUCCAGAGAUUCCAGAUGAUGACGAAGAUGAUUUAGAUGAAGAUACGGCAGAGGAAUUGCAGAAUUUGAUGGAACAGGAUUAUGACAUGGGCUCCGCUAUCCGCGAUAAGAUAAUUCCUCAUGCUGUGUCGUGGUUUACGGGCGAGGCUGUUCAAGAUGAUGAUAUUGGUGACAUAGUAGGCGAUGAAGACGAAGAGGGUGAGGAAGAUGAAGAAGACGAAGAUGAUGAGGAUGAUGACGAAGAUGACGAAGACGAUGAGGAAGAUGAUGAAGAAGAGGAGCAAAGCAAGAGCAAGAAGUCAUCAGCUGGAUCCAAGAAGAGUGGCCGAGCACAGGGUGGGAGGACAGAGCAAGUCGAGCGCCCUCCUGAGUGCAAGCAGCAGUAGGUUUUGUUCUUUUGUCCUGCUGUGGUUGAGUCGAUUCUUCCAAAGCUGAGCAUGGAGCUCUAAGGCCCAUGCGAUACUGUCUUCUAUCUGCCUUUUGUGUAUGGUUUUUCUUGGACAAUAUUCUCUCACCCUCUGUUAUUAAUUACAUAUUUGUUCUGCAAA
Syzygium oleosum is the source of this 1506-nucleotide messenger RNA. Its product is annotated as nucleosome assembly protein 1;4-like. Gene Ontology annotation, molecular function: histone binding; chromatin binding. The transcript has 12 exons. Gene Ontology annotation, biological process: nucleosome assembly. The coding region runs from base 175 to 1344 and encodes 389 amino acids. Gene Ontology annotation, cellular component: chromatin; nucleus. The record is from RefSeq and is a predicted model, not a curated record. NCBI's taxonomy places the organism in Eukaryota, Viridiplantae, Streptophyta, Magnoliopsida, Myrtales, Myrtaceae.